This is a messenger RNA of Nematostella vectensis (starlet sea anemone), 1191 nucleotides long. RefSeq names its product nucleoside diphosphate kinase III, chloroplastic/mitochondrial. Gene Ontology annotation, molecular function: nucleoside diphosphate kinase activity. The record is from RefSeq and is a predicted model, not a curated record. The transcript has 10 exons. Gene Ontology annotation, biological process: UTP biosynthetic process; CTP biosynthetic process; GTP biosynthetic process. Bases 59 to 1132 code for a protein of 357 amino acids. Lineage: Eukaryota; Metazoa; Cnidaria; Anthozoa; Actiniaria; Edwardsiidae.
UUUUCAGUUCGUUUCGCUAGAAUCACAAUUUUGUACCGGCCCAUUUCGUCUCCAUAAAAUGGCUCUCCCUUCCCGAUUUGCUGUUCAGUUUAGAUGUAGCAAUGGUGUUUUAAGAAAUACAGCAAUUCGUAGAGUGUUUAGCUCGCAAUCGGGGAGCUCUGGGGGCCGAAGCCGGUCCUUCGCUGGAAAUGCUGCACCAUUUUUGCUCGGCGCUUCCGCGGCUGUAGCCGGACUUUACGCCGCUAAAAGCCUGUAUGAACGAAGAAGAGAAUUACCAGUUAUUCAAACAGUACACGCUGCGGCUAGGAGUUUGAAUAAAGGUGAGCGGACCUUCAUCAUGGUCAAGCCUGAUGGGGUGCAGAGAGGACUAGUGGGAGAGAUCAUCAAGAGAUUUGAGCAGAAAGGAUUCAAACUUGUUGCCCUCAAGAUGGUUCAGGAGAGUGAAGAGCACCUCAAGAAGCACUAUGCUGACCUUGCGCAUCUACCUUUUUACCCAGGACUGGUGAAAUUCAUGUCCUCUGGGCCAGUUGUUGCCAUGGUGUGGGAGGGGGCAGGCGUGGUAAAGACUGGACGAGUGAUGCUUGGUGAGACAAACCCUGCUGACUCGAAACCAGGAACAAUCAGAGGGGAUUUCUGUGUUCAUAUUGGAAGAACCCUCUCUUUAAAUUACAAAAUGUCGAACAACGAGCGCACUUUUCUCAUGAUCAAGCCUGAUGCCGUUAGCCGUGGUCUCAUCGGUGAAAUAAUCUCUAGAUUCGAGAAGAAAGGAUUCAAGCUUGUCGCUAUGAAAUUCGUCAAAAAAUCCGAGGAUCAUUUCCGUAAGCAUUACGAGAGCUUAGCAAAGCUGAAGUUUUACGACGGACUUUGCAAGUAUAUGAGUCAGACGCCCGUCUGUGCUAUGGUGUGGGAGGGGCUUGGAGUUGUUAAGACUGCCCGUGUCAUGCUCGGAGAGACAGACCCAGCAAAAUCUCUACCAGGUACCAUCCGUGGAGAUUUCUCAAUCCACAUUGGCAGAAAUAUUAUCCAUGGCAGUGAUGCUGUAGAGACGGCCAAAGAAGAAAUUGCUCUUUGGUUCAAAGAUGAUGAGCUGGUGGACUGGACACCAUGUAACAACCCUUGGAUGUACGAAUAAACAUUUUAUCUCAGCUGUAAUAACUUGAAUUAGAUUUGAAUAAAAUGUAUUUAAAAGUA